Molecule: messenger RNA, 2689 nt
Organism: Hipposideros armiger (great roundleaf bat)
Lineage: Eukaryota; Metazoa; Chordata; Mammalia; Chiroptera; Hipposideridae
Gene: KCNE4
Product: potassium voltage-gated channel subfamily E regulatory subunit 4
Exons: 2
Coding region: 30-716 (228 amino acids)
Biological process (GO): negative regulation of delayed rectifier potassium channel activity; regulation of ventricular cardiac muscle cell membrane repolarization; ventricular cardiac muscle cell action potential
Cellular component (GO): voltage-gated potassium channel complex; membrane
Molecular function (GO): delayed rectifier potassium channel activity; voltage-gated potassium channel activity involved in ventricular cardiac muscle cell action potential repolarization; transmembrane transporter binding
Source: RefSeq, a predicted model, not a curated record
UGUAAAUUUUCCUCCCAGAACACGUGACGAUGCAUUUCUUGACUAUAUAUCCCAACGGCAGCAGCCGAGUUGUCAGAGUGCUGAGCCCUGCACGGAGGAAGGACGCUCUUGGACUUGACGAUUCAGGAAAUCAGGACUUGGGACGAAUUUGCCAGUCUUUGGUAAGUUUCUCCCCAGGCCCUGGCUGUGUGAGCUGUGCUUCAAUGCUGAAGAUGGAACCUCUGAACAGCACGCACCCCAGCAUCGAAACCCCCGGCAGCCCCCUCGAGUCCCAUGUCCCCAGCAGCGGAAGUGGCAAUGGUAACGAAUACUUCUACAUUCUGGUGGUCAUGUCCUUCUACGGCAUUUUCUUGAUUGGAAUCAUGCUGGGCUACAUGAAAUCCAAGAGGCGGGAGAAGAAGUCCAGCCUCCUGCUGUUGUACAAAGACGAGGAGAGGCUCUGGGGGGAAGCCAUGAAGCCGCUGCCCGUGGUGUCGGGCCUGAGGUCCGUGCAGGUGCCCCUGAUGCUCAAUAUGCUGCAGGAGAGCAUGGCGCCUGCCCUCUCCUGCACCCUCUGUUCCAUGGAAGGGGACAGCGUCAGCUCCGAGUCCUCCUCGCCGGACGUGCACCUCACCAUCCAGGAGGAGGGGGCCGAUGACGAGCUGGGGGAGACCUCGGAGACGCCCCUGAACGAAAGCAGCGAAGGGUCCUCGGAGAACAUCCAUCAGAAUUCCUAGCACCACCAGGGCCUGUGGACGUGGCCCCAUCCGCCAGCACCCUUAAAGAGGGGAAGGACACUUUUCGUGUCUGGUUUCACUUUUGCAGUGCAGCUGCCACUUGGAAGAGACCCUUGGCAAGCCCCUGAAUGGGGGGUGGUGGGGGGGGACACUGCGCGGCAGGAGCCAGCAGCAGCCAGGAGUCCAUGACGUGCCUGUGGUGUGGGCCCACCGCUGCAAACGCCCUGAAGACACGUAGUGUGUAUAUUUACUUUGGGGCCCGGGGGUCGGGGUUUCUGUUCAGAAUUGGGCAGGUCGAUGUGCUGUGUUUUCUCACUGGAUGCCUCUGCUCAGUCCCAGUGCUGCCGUGCUUAGGGCGUGCUGAGGGACUGGUUUCCAUUUGCUAAUUUGCCUAGAGCUUUGUUCUUCUAGAUCUGACUGGCUGCAGGUACCUCUACUGUGUACCUGGGGCACUAGUUAACAGGGGGUUACAGCGCUUCUUUUGGGGGUCUUUUGGGUUGGGAGGGGGACAUUUGAUGGAGGACUUUUGAUGGGAGAAAGCUGCAGGUCUGAACCUGGCCUGUACUGUCAGGGAAAAAAAAUGCAACUUUUAAGCCUGUUAAAUUGGCUGGGAUUAUAAGACACUCUCUGCUAUUUUGACUCUUUCUCUAACAUAUGACCUUGAACUCUGACCUGGGACUGUCCAGCCUCGCAUGCUGGCAUGACGUUUUUUGGUUGGAAGGGCUUCCGCAGAAUCUAACCUGCAUUCCAAAUAGGUGCGCAGAGAACGCUUCCUGAGCUUUCCAGAAGGGGCAAUGGUGGGGUUGGACAAAGCCAACCAUUAGCUCCAGAGCUGCUCACUUCUCAGCCUAGUUUUCUGAGCUGGGACAGGACAUAAUGUGGACCUCCAUGAUACCGCCUUUGGUCACAUAGCUGAGACCGAGAAGGACAUACUCAGGCAGAGGUUGCACAAAGCUGGGGUCCAAGUUCUGUUUCCUGAUCUUGAGCCCUGACACUGAUUUGCUGUGUGGUCCUGGACAUGUCAUCAAGAGACUUACCGCCUUCCCGAAGCUCCUGAUGAUCUACAUCCCCAGGGGGCUGGGAGGAUAUCUUCAGAUUUUAAGACUCUGAUAAAUUCUGCAUGGCCUGGUGUGAGGAAGCUUGGACAAAAUAUUUCCCCCUUGGCCAGUUAGUCUGUAAAAGGAUCUGCUUAUUUAAAGGAGCAGUGGGCGGCUAGGAACACAAGUAACUGGGAAAUUCGGGGCGAAUUACCAACUCAUCCAGGCUGUCGUUUUCCUCAGCGGUGAACCAAAGAGGCAGAUGCCACAUUUUACUCUGCAAAGUUCUCUGGGUGCUGGAAUGUUAACCCUCUAGCUCAGGGAAGAAGAAAGCUGAAAGGAAGUGCUCAGAAAUGCUCGCUAGUGUUUCCAUGUAAUCCUGUGCUCAGUAGCUCUGCAGCAUAGCCUGCAGGCCCUUGAAGACAAGGAGGAAGAGAAACACACCAAAAGGUCAAGUUUAAUUCUAUUAAAAACAAAAAAAACCUUUUUUUUUUUUUAACAUACUGUCCCUGGGUUGGAGACAGCAAUAACUCCUGUUCCCACGGAAGGGUUAACAGUAUAGGAGCUGGUUGAUCAGUUCGCCUGAACACAGCGCUAGAGGAAAUUUAUGUUUUGGGGGAAAAGUGGCCUCCGUUCACUUUAAAAUCCAGAGUGUGGAUUUACUCCAAAGGGGGCUGUUUAAGGUGAAAGAAGCCAAGCUGAGUUGGCCCCUUGCCUGGAAUCACUUGAAUUCUGAAACUUUACUGCGAUGGACAUGUGCGUUGUCACAUUUUCCAUUGCUUAAUCCUGAAGUUUGGUGCAAGGCUAUCUGCGCCCAUUAAAAAGUGAUGUAUAUACUUCCUUCUUAUUCUAUUAAGUUGUACAAAAUUGUCUUCUGUAUUUAACAGUUUGUAAUUUUCACGAUAUUUUUUAAUUUAAAUAAACAAGCACAUUUUU